Molecule: messenger RNA, 1301 nt
Organism: Glycine soja
Lineage: Eukaryota; Viridiplantae; Streptophyta; Magnoliopsida; Fabales; Fabaceae
Product: glutelin type-D 1-like
Exons: 3
Coding region: 67-1137 (356 amino acids)
Molecular function (GO): nutrient reservoir activity
Source: RefSeq, a predicted model, not a curated record
UAACUUUAUAAAUACCCACCCCACCCGCGGUGUUUCUACGCAGUGAAUACAAGCCAAAAGAACAACAUGGACAAUGAUCUUUCUCCUCAGUUGCCCAAGAAAGUUUACGGUGCCAAUGGUGGCUCCUACUACGCAUGGUCCCCCUCCGACCUUCCCAUGCUCCACCAAGGCAACAUUGGUGCCGCUAAGCUUGCUCUCAACAAAAACGCCUUUGCUCUUCCUCGUUACUCUGACUCUUCCAAAGUCGCUUAUGUUCUUCAAGGUAGUGGAGUGGCUGGAAUAGUGUUGCCUGAAUCAGAAGAGAAGGUUGUUGCAAUAAAGAAGGGUGAUGCCUUGGCACUCCCCUUUGGUGUUGUGACCUGGUGGUAUAACAAGGAAGAAACUGAGUUGGUUGUUCUGUUCCUUGGGGACACUUCCAAGGCUCACAAGGCUGGUGAAUUCACUGACUUUUUUCUGACUGGUUCCAAUGGAAUCUUCACUGGCUUUUCCACCGAGUUUGUGGGCAGGGCUUGGGACUUGGAAGAGAGUCAUGUCAAGACCCUUGUUGGAAAACAACCAGCCAAAGGGAUUGUGCAGCUGGAAGGAAACAUCAGCCUUCCCGACCCUAAACCGGAGCACCGAAAUGGCAUGGCCUUGAACUGUGAAGAGGCUCCAUUGGAUGUUGACAUCAAGGGUGGUGGAAGGGUUGUGGUGUUGAACACCAAGAAUCUUCCCUUGGUUGGCGAGGUUGGACUAGGGGCUGAUCUUGUGAGGCUGGAUGGAAGAGCCAUGUGUUCGCCUGGAUUCUCUUGUGAUUCUGCUUUGCAGGUUACUUAUAUUGUCAGGGGUAGUGGCCGGGUUCAGGUUGUUGGUGUUGACGGCCGUAGGGUUUUGGAGACAACCGUGAAAGCUGGUAAUUUGUUCAUUGUGCCAAGGUUUUUUGUGGUGUCCAAGAUUGCUGAUCCUGAUGGACUGGAGUGGUUCUCUAUCAUCACUACCCCUAAUCCUAUAUUUACCCACUUGGCAGGAAGUUCUUCCGUGUGGAAGGCUUUAUCACCUUCGGUUUUGCAAGCUGCUUUCAAUGUAGAUCCAGAAGUUGAGCAACUGUUCCGUUCAAAGAGGACUGCCGAUGCCAUUUUCUUCCCUCCACCAAACUAGAUUAAGUAUUCCAUUGUUUGCUCGUAAAGAUUCCCCAUCCUCAUCCCGUCUUAUCUACACCGGAAAAUAAAAGGGGAAAUAAUGUCUUGUGAAAUUACUUUACUGUUUAAAAGUAUUUUCUUUGUUAAUUAGGAAUUUCAACUUUCGUUCCUUUUUUCUUUUUA